Molecule: messenger RNA, 2049 nt
Organism: Psilocybe cubensis
Lineage: Eukaryota; Fungi; Basidiomycota; Agaricomycetes; Agaricales; Agrocybaceae
Exons: 2
Coding region: 1-2049 (682 amino acids)
Molecular function (GO): protein binding
Source: RefSeq, a predicted model, not a curated record
AUGCGCGCCGUCGCCGAUGCCAGUGACGCCAUUGUUCACCACGACGUCGAUCGAAUAUCUUUAUUACCCCCGGAACUUCUUGGGGAGAUAUUCACGUACACCUCCUCGUUCGACCCGGAUGCGCCUCUCCGCGUGGGCGAAGUGUCUACUCUAUUCCGUCGCACUGUCCGGACUACACCGCAGGCGUGGACGCGCCUUUUGCUAUCGUUGUCCGUCUCGCCAUCGGAUCUGUUGCAGGAUGCAAACUCCGUUGAGGACGCGGAUGGGAGGGCCAUUAGGAAAGCCGAGUUAUGGUUCGCAAUGAGCAAGGUGACUCUUGUGGAUGUAAGCAUCGAGUUGUCGUCUUCCGCUCAAGGCCCCAGCAAGAAUGGUUCGAGGAAUCAUACACAUAUCCUAAUACCUAUGCGUGGCCAAAAUUUACAGGACGUACAAAUUGAUUUUUCAGAGCUUAUUUUGCCCCAUGUGUUGCGGAGCUUCACACAGCGGAUACGGGCGCUAGAUCUGCUUACGACAACGGAGAAUGAGGCUCAGGCUUUCUUGUCUGCUAUGUAUCCCUCACCGGCGAAUUUAUUGUCUCAUGUUGAAGGCGACCAAGUCUAUCCAUUGCAGAGCCUCGCUUUCCAUGCUUCGUCAGAUGGAUCGGGUCAUGUCCCAAACAGACGUCGUACUGACCAGGUCCGCGCCAUCACGAGACGUGGUACGUGCUCGAACAUCAACACAACGACUGGCGCGCUCGUCCUUCCAUCUAUUCCAUGCUUAAGGCACCUCUCGUUUUACAAUCAUCUACUUCCACCGCUCUCUCCAGAAAAUGUCAAAAACUUAAGGGUGCUACAACUACAUUACCCGCUACGCUUUUCACCAAUAUCCAUUACCACGUUGUUGGGAGUACUAAACGAGGCCAGGUCGUUAGAGAGGGUUGAGAUUGAGGCGAGAGUCACUUUGGAGAACGUAUCACCUUCCAAUUCAACUUCUCCUUCUUCGAAUUCUGCGUCGGGAAGUCAUAAUAUCGCUGUUUCUCCACCGACAACUCACCCUUCCAACCUUGCUACGGUAGCCUUGGUACCUCUUUUAUCACCGUCAGAUUCCAACCAUGCUCCUUCUGCCUCUUCGAGCCUGUCCUUGGAUUCUCAUUCGACCUCCAAUGAUCAGUUACCGCUCAUCUCUUUGCCGCGUCUCACAUAUCUGCACCUUCGGAUCAACAACCUUCCGUCUGUGCUAUCACAGCUUCUUUUACCUUCCCUACAUACGCUUAGUAUUGACGAUCUAGAUGGAAAGAGGUCUGGAGCUGCGAAGCAGAUGGCUGAGGUGCUCAGAGGGUUGCUCGUCAGGAUGGAGAUGCCUGUCGAUGAUGUGGAAAACGUGGAUACUCCAGUUGAAAAGAAAAAGCAGCUCGACGUACAGAAAGGUCUGGAGGUCUUGGAUAUGUGUAGUGUUGCUCUGCCUGCAUCUCAGGGGCACCAUGGGGGACUGAUAUCCGCAACCGAUGCUCAAGCGGCGCAUGCGGUGUGGGCGUGGUGCUUCAGGCGGAUGAGGGUUCUUAAGGAGAUGAGGGUUAAAAAGAUGGACGCGGAUUCCUUGUUCGAGUUGAUCACACCACGAUUGCGGACAUCACGUUCUGGCGUAGACGUUGGCGCCGCCGCCACUACCAACUCACAUGGUCUCGAAAAUGGGCAGAACGAAAAGGACGAUAUCCCUCUGCCUGCGUUGCAGAAGCUCGUCGUCGUCGAACAAGACGCGUACCAUCCUAAAUCAAGUGCUGCACUACAUCGUAUGAAUGCUUGGGGACACGGCGAUAACCAUGAAUUCAGUUCCGCCGUGUCAUCUUCUCCCUUCGACGCUCCUCAUUCGCCAGCUUCAUCGAACUUGAAUUAUAUGGAUGGCUCUUCGUCGGCAUCUCAGGACCGCAAUAUGGAUCUUCAAGCACAAGGUAGUGCGCUUAUCAGGUUCCAAAUGAGACGGCCUGAGGUGGAGGUUAUUUAUGAUGCUUCGAGUAGACAAGUUGUUUCGUCUUCGGUGGGCGUGGAUUUUUUGGAUUUGUAUGCAGGCUGA